GCGUCCUCUCCGGGUGAUGGCUGCUUGGGGGCGGGGGGUUAGCGCUGGGCCCCAUCCUCUCAAGAGAUCCGCUUCCAGACCGUUAACUCGGGUGGCGCCGGGUUAAAAUGGUCGAUAUUCGACCUGAAAAGCAUCUGGAAACCGUGCUACUCGUCUUCAACGUCGCGUCCCACACGGAGCCCACAGUGAAGUCCUAGUCUACGUGGUCGCUUCUGCUGAGCAGCGAAGCGGAGGCCAUGGCGGUGAAGGAGCGCAUGGAGGCGGUGCUCAACGUGGGCCUGCGGGUGCCCAGCAUCAUGCUGCUGGACGUGCUGUACCGCUGGGACGUGAGCUCCUUCUUCCAGAAGAUCCAGCGCUCCAGCCUCUCCAACAACCCGCUGUUCCAGUACAAGUAUCUGGCCCUCUACCUGCACUAUGUGGGAUACAUCCUUAGCUUGGUGCUGCUGACCCUGCCUCGACAACACCUGGUCAAACUUUACCUGUACGUCGUCACUGCUCUGCUACUCUACGCUGGCCACCAGGUCUCCAGGGAUUAUGUGCGUGGGGAGCUGGAGUCUGGGUUUGAGGGACCUCUCUACCUGGAGCCCCUCUCCAUGAACCGAUUCACCACCGCCCUCAUAGGUCAGCUGGUGGUCUGCACCCUGUGUUCCUGUGUGAUGCAGACCAAGAGGAUCUGGCUGUUCUCUGCUCACCUGCUCCCCCUAGUGGCCAGGCUUUGCCUGGUCCCCUUGGAAACCAUAGUCUUCAUCAACAAGUUCUCCAUGAUCUUCACGGGCCUUGAGGUCAUCUACUUCCUGGCCUCCAACCUGCUGGUUCCAUAUAAACUGGCCAAGACUGCCUACAGAGAACUGGCUCAGGUGGUGGAGGUGUAUGGCCUCCUGGCCCUGGGCAUGUCUCUGUGGAACCAGCUGGUUCUUCCCGUGCUCUUCAUGUGCUUCUGGUUGCUGCUGUUUGCCCUGCAGAUCUACUCCUACUUCAGCACCCGAGACCAGCCUUCCUCCAGGGAAAGGCUGCUCUUCCUCUUCCUCACCAGCAUUGCCGAGUGUUGCAGCACUCCCUACUCCCUGCUGGGCCUGGUGUUCACCGUGUCCUUCGUGGCCCUGGGGGUCCUCACGCUCUGCAAGUUCUACCUGCAGGGCUACCGGGCCUUCCUCAACGACAACACCAUGCACAGGGGUAUGACGGAAGGUAUCACCCUGCUGAUUCUGGCGGUCCAGACGGGCCUGAUUGAGCUACAGGUGAUCCAUCGAGCCUUCCUCCUCUCCAUCAUACUCUUCAUCGUGGUGGCCUCCAUCCUGCAGUCUAUGCUGGAGAUAGCAGACCCCAUCGUCUUGGCUCUGGGCGCCUCCAGGGACAAGAGCCUGUGGAAGCACUUCCGGGCCGUGUCCCUGUGCCUCUUCCUGCUGGUCUUCCCUUCCUACAUGGCCUACAUGAUCUGUCAGUUCUUCCACAUGGACUUCUGGCUCCUCAUCAUCAUCUCCUCCUCGGUCCUCACGUCGCUGCAGGUCCUGGGCACCCUGCUGAUCUACAUCCUCUUCAUGGUGGAGGAGUUCCGCAAGGCUCCGGUGGAGAACAUGGACGAAGUCAUCUACGUGGUCAACGGCACCUACCGCCUGCUGGAGUUUCUGGUGGCGGUGUGCGUGGUGUGCUACGGCGUGUCAGAGACGGUGUUUGGCGAGUGGAGCGUGAUGGGCAGCACCAUCAUCCUGGUGCACUCCUACUACAACGUGUGGCUGCGGGCCCAGCUGGGCUGGCAGAGCUUCCUGCUGCGCCGCGACGCCGUCAACAAGAUCAAGAGCCUGCCCACGGCCAGCAGCCUCCAGCUGCAGCAGUACAACGACAUCUGCGCCAUCUGCUACCAGGACAUGAGCCAGGCGGUGAUCACGCCCUGCAGCCACUUCUUCCACGCCGGCUGUCUGAAGAAGUGGCUCUACGUCCAGGAGACCUGCCCCCUCUGCCACGGCCAGCUCAAGAGCCAGGUCACCGCCCCGAGCGCCGCCCAGGGUAACCCGGCUGCCAAUCCCAGACUCCCUGAGGUGGGGCCCCAAGGCUCUCCAGCCAAUGGGAGGGGGGCUGACGGGACGGCGGCCCCGGUAUUAGAGGAGGAAGGAGGCGCCUUGUCGCCUGGAGAAGGCUUUUCGGGGCAGUGGGCCUGCCCGGAUUGUCCCUCCUCAUCCUCCGCUUCCUCCUCUUCCUCCUCACUACCCACGCCGGCCCCUCCCCCCUCUGCCCCCUCAGAGAGCCAGACUGACAUCACAGCCCUCUGCUCCUCGUCUUCCUGCUCUUCCUCCUCCAGAAGCCAUGACGCCCUGGAGCCUUCAGGCUCUGCUCCAUCUCCCCCCUCCUCCCAGCCUGUGCCUCCCGUCCCCUCCUCCCCUCAGCGUCCCUCACCCAGUGCAGCGUGGUCGGGGCAGGCCGCUGCCGACCCACAGCCCGCCCACUCUCCCUCCUCUGGCCCUCCCUCUCAGCGUCCCUCACCCAGUGCAGCGUGGUCGGGGCAGGCCGCUGCCGACCCACAGCCCGCCCACUCUCCCUCCUCUGGCCCUCCCUCUCAGCGUCCCUCACCCAGUGCAGCGUGGUCGGGGCAGGCCGCUGCCGACCCACAGCCCGCCCUGCGGCAGCGCGGCGCUCACCCACGGCCCGUCAGCCAGGAUUGGGCCAGCUAGAACGUGGCGUGCGUCACCAUGUCUUCACACGUCGCCUUGAGUCUGUGUUUUGAAGAGGCCUCACACAGGGACACACGGGAGCCCUGCCAAACGUGGGCCUCUCUUCGUUGUCUAUCCUCAUCCCUUCUGGAAGGCUCUGGGCUUUGGUCUUUCUGGAUGCUCACUUCCACGCCCUACCACGUCACGUGUGGUUCCAACGACACCAAUCACUUUCAGAAUGCCCGUGCGAGCGGGUUUUUCAGACUCUGAGCACCAUGAGAAAGUAUUCCACAUCUAUUCCUCAGUAAGAAAACCAAAGUGAGCAGCAGUCCAGAACACGAGAGCCUCUGGCCUGGUCGGUUUGGACCAGCCAUCAGCUCUGUCCAUGGUUGGUACUGCAGUAUAGCUCCAACAUUAUGGUUAAUAAUGAGCACAGACUGUUGAUCGGUUCAGUCAUCAUGUUGCUAAUGGCGCCAGUAAGGUUUGUCUCGUGUUCCCGCAUCCCCAGGUUGUCGUGGGAACGACCUCUCUGGUUUCCCUCAUGUCUUGUUUUGGUGUUAGAUUCAGAAGUUAGGCUGGUCCCAGCAAAUUAUACUCACUCGUACUCUUUCAUCGUGGUCAACCCUUUCAUGUUGUCAUUUCCGCACACUUCGCAGUGUGAAGAAACGAUGACACGCACUCACUCACAGCAGGAGGGGCGCAGAGUAUUUUUGUAGUUGCGUUUGGCAGAGCAGAGGUUGUUAGAAGCUCGUUGCACGCUUGAUGCUUGCACGCCACACAGCAUUUGUAACGGCCCUCUCCGCCGUCACCCCUUUAGCAGCGGAUGUGCGCACAUCUUCCUCCGCCAGCGUUUGGGUUUCCCGCUUUGCGUUUGCACUAAGGUCCUUUUAUGACGACGGUUCAAGGCUGCUGGGUGGCCCGCAGCAGGUUACCCUCAGUGGCGUGUUUCCACGCUCAUGUAUAGAACUGUUACUCACGAUACAUAUAUAUUAUAUUAGGAGAACAGUGUUAAACGUGAGCCUAUAGCCCUCAAUUUCCCAAGAGCAAACUAGUAUACAAGAUCGUAUGUUUUGUUUUUUUCUUUGCUGGCCUACGAACCAUGUGUUUUGUGUGCUAGUGUGUUAUUGGGAAGCGGGCGUUCUUCUCUGCUCGGUAUGACGCAGCCAGCUGGCGUGAACGCCCCAGCGCCCUCUACGGGCCGGGUGGGAUCAGCACAGGCGCAGAUCGAGUGGAGAAACUGAACAUCAAACAGUAUUACUAUUAUUUACUAUUAUCAAUUAUCCUUAACAAGGUUAUUAUUUGUGUUGCAUUAUUGUAGAGCAUUGGUUCCAGGGUCGAAAAAUGAAUACAUGUGUGAUGUAGGAUAUUCAGACCCGGACCGCUCUUGUUUACCUAAAUGUAUUUUAUUUUUCUAGAAGAUGUGGAGAAUGGUUUGUUUUAGCACAUCUUUGUUCAGAAAGAUGAGCCAAUGGAUUUCUUGAAGGACACCUUUUUAUGUUUUUAGAGUAUCAAACUAGGAAUCCUUUUGGUCAUUGAGCAGUAUUUGAAGAUGAGUACGAUGCUGGUACGAUUUAGAAUCGGGUUUGAUGCACAUUGGAUUCAGCUUUGCAAUUUAAACAAAUCUGGUGUCCUAAUGUAAGAUAAGCUGAUGGAAAAUGUUCUUAAAGCUGAUAAAAUGUCGGAGAUGAAUGUAUGACUGCUUGUUUUGAGUUUUUACUUCUGGGUUUAAAUAAAUAUUUAUUACAUAUUAA
Messenger RNA from Gadus morhua (Atlantic cod), 4396 nucleotides. Its product is annotated as RING finger protein 145. Gene Ontology annotation, cellular component: endomembrane system. The transcript is spliced from 12 exons. The coding region runs from base 237 to 2666 and encodes 809 amino acids. Gene Ontology annotation, molecular function: ubiquitin protein ligase activity; zinc ion binding. NCBI's taxonomy places the organism in Eukaryota, Metazoa, Chordata, Actinopteri, Gadiformes, Gadidae. The record is from RefSeq and is a predicted model, not a curated record. Gene Ontology annotation, biological process: proteasome-mediated ubiquitin-dependent protein catabolic process; ERAD pathway.